Molecule: messenger RNA, 638 nt
Organism: Lolium perenne
Lineage: Eukaryota; Viridiplantae; Streptophyta; Magnoliopsida; Poales; Poaceae
Product: non-specific lipid-transfer protein C6-like
Source: RefSeq, a predicted model, not a curated record
CAAUAAUCCUGCGUGCUACUACGUGCUUAGUUAAUCCCUCCGAUCGUAGCCAACAACCACAAUGGCGUCGUCCAACAAGUUCUGCACCGCCGCGCUCCUCCUCCUGCUGGCCGCCGUCAUUGCCACGACGGCCGACGCGGCGAAGAACAUCGUGUCGUCGGAGCCUCUUCCUAAGAAGAUUUGGCCGGCGAGGCAGGACGCGUCGGCGACGUGCGUGGGAUCGCUUCUGGCACUGAGCCCGUGCCUGGCCUUCUUCGAGGACGCUGGUAUGUCGGGGGCGCCGCAGGGGUGCUGCGAGGGUAUGGCCGGCAUCAUCCAGGACCAGGCGGCGUGCCUCUGCCACAUCAUCAACCACACCCUCGAGCGUGCCAUCGGCGUCGACAUCCCCAACGACCGCGCAUUCUCCCUCAUCGGCGACCUCUGCGGCCUCUCCCCGCCACAGGACAUCAUGGAGACCUGCGCCAACGGCCGUGAGGUGCCGCCGCUGUACGUUUGCCCGGCGCCAUCCGCCUGAUCCAUCCAGCUUCAUUAUCGUCGACACUCGAGAAGGUAGGAACCGAAGAUUAUCGGUCAGCUGCAAUAGUACCUCUUCGAAGUUGAUCGGCGACCUGCAUAUAUAUGAAUGCAACUUAUAUGAA